Messenger RNA from Dermacentor andersoni, 2673 nucleotides. RefSeq lists its product as uncharacterized. NCBI's taxonomy places the organism in Eukaryota, Metazoa, Arthropoda, Arachnida, Ixodida, Ixodidae. The record is from RefSeq and is a predicted model, not a curated record.
AUGAGGCAGCUGCUUUUUGUAGGCUUGCCUCCAGUUGUGAUUGAUCGUCUUGACAGGGAAGACAAAAUCAACUCAUUUGUUACACAUGGGACAACUUUCCUCGAUGACAAUGCACUUGAUGGCUUUAUGCUGUUUACUUCUACAUCCACAAAGCCUGCAAUGUUGCAGCAGGUGGCACAAGCUACAGUAACACAGUUCAGGGAGCACAGCCGUCCUCCACACCUCUUGCUCCUCGCUGUACAUGUUGGGAUUGCUGUGGACUUGGAACGCCUUAGGAAGGUAUCUGAUAUCCUAGUUUUGUUGGCACACUCAUAUGAGCCUCCAAAGGAUUGCAUGGUUGAGUACCCCUCCGAGACGACGUCAACUGAAAAGAUGUUUCAACUUUUGGAGAAGCUGUUGGCAAGGGCAAAAGAAAAGCACACAUUAGCAGCCUGUAUGUCAAUCAACUUGGCUGUGCGGUACUUUGAAGUAGAGCCUGGCAAUGAAGUGCCAGGUAGCAAGUGCAAAUUGGAGCACUGGGAAAAUUAUGCCCAGACUUGCCCAAACCUUAAGAUUCACACACAGAGAGGCAACCAAAAUGUUGCUGCAUACCGAAGAAAUGGUUCUAGUUUCCUGACAUUCGAAGAUGAAGAAACUGUUUCGAUCAAGGUGCUUCGCUACUUACAUGGCAACCCGGCACCUUGCAUAGCUGCUUUCCGAAUGGAUGCUGAGGACUCAUGUGGGGCAUGCGCAGCACGUGAAAAAGCUUCACGCCUUAUGGCGAUUUCAAGGCUUCUCUCUCCUGCUACUGAGUGCACAUCGACCACCAACGGGAUGCGUACAGCACCACCUUCUGUUGCAACUGAGUCAGAUCAAACAGCUGAGAGUGAACAUUUAUCAAUAAGUCCCACAGGUACUUCACUCACAGCAGCGCCACCUUCUGUAGCAACCACAUCGGAUAGAACAAGCAAGCGUGAAGGUACAUCAGCAAGUCCCAUGGGUAGUUCACCCACGGCAGUCCACACUGCCAUGGUGACUAGACCUAGCCUGGCAUCAAUAGGCCCUACAGCAAUCACUCAUGGGCCUUCAUUCCAUCAGAGAGAAAGGGCUCUUUUGUGCAUUUCUGCAACACCAGCAUCCAACAAGGAGCUCCUUGUGCGUCUUUGCACUCACAUUAUCGUGCUACAACCAGACAAGAUGUUAUUGAAGGCUGCUCGCAACUUCAGGGAUGGUGAUGAAAUCGGUCAUUCUGGCAAUACUGAGCUGCUGCUUUCAAGAAGCCUGGCCCAUGACAUUUCCAGUUAUGAUCCUCUCUUUAGCAAAGUGAUGCUAGUGGCACUCAUUACUGUGAAGAUGGAUGGCUAUGCACUGUUCGUCAGCUCAAAUACAAGUGCCGAUAUUUUGUUGAAGACUGCAAUGGAAAUGUGGAAGUUGUUCAAAAAGAAUAAACACCAAAAAGAAUUUACUUUGGUGGUUGGAGCACAGCACGCAACAUUGAACAAAGUUAUAUCUGAGCUUGGCAAGUACUCUGACUAUGUGGUUGUUCUCCCGGACAGUCUUGAAAAACAUUCCAAGUGCUUGGUGAACACUUCAUUGUACUUCAAAUAUGAUGAUCCUAUGCUGCUUGAUGAGUUAAUGAAAGGCAGCGGGGCCACUGCAAUGCUGGCUGUAUCGGUGUUUCUUCCUGUGAUAAGUUACGACAUUUCUAAAGGGCACAGUGAUCCUGGUGAUUCCUGCAUUGAAGAGGAUUGGCAUGGCUAUGCAGUGACAUGCUUUGGCUAUGGAUUCAACAAAGAAGAAAGGUCAGUACAUGGACCUGUGAGCCUGCGUAACCCCACUCAGCUCAUGGUCUAUGAAGAUGAAAUGACCAUAGCAGAACGAAUCACUAGCAUCUCAAUAACAAACCCGAACAUAUCUGUAGCAGCAUUUUACGUUGAUGCUGAGGACCUGGUUGGGAGUUGUGCAAACAGAGAGCCAGCAUCCAGACUGGCUUACAUCUCUCGACUCAUCACAAAGAAACCUGCAAAUGUGACAACAUCGACACGCAGUCCACGAGUCAAGCGUAGGACAACAGGACCUCCAGACUCCCUCAUGUGCGUUUAUUCAAAGGAAAUCAGGUUUCCGGAUCUUUUGACACAAGUAUGUGAUUAUGUCAUUUACAUGAACAUUGAACUGACUGAAAGUACCAGAGAAGUGAAAGUUCGGCUUGAUCUGGGUUAUGACCAGCUUGUUGCUCUGGACAGAGACAGGGUGAAAGGAUUGUUGUUUGCACCAGAGCCUCAUGCUGUCAAGAGUCUCAUGCAAUUUGAAGAUUCUCAACUUAAAGAUCACCUUCAGCUACUUAGAAACAAGAUAAAGCUGACCAAUAUAUCUGGGCUGGCCUUCUUCUUCCCCGACGUCCCAAUGGCUGAAGCGUAUGGUCUGUACGAGGUGAGACUCAAAUGUAGGAAAACAAGGAUGAGCUCCAAGAUUUUCUUUCUUUUACCGCAAAUCUAAUACCUAAUACUUAAUACCUAAUAUUUAAUAUAUCUUAAUACUUAAUACCUAUAGUUGAACUGUCUAAGUUUGUGGCACAGCUUGUUGUGGUAGUCUGCAGAGGAAAUAUUCAGGAUCCUUUUGCUUGAAUACAUCUGUAAAUGAUCUAAAACCGACUUUCGAUUUUCUCUUUCCAAACUCUCAAUACUUGCUUCCAGU